Messenger RNA from Pediculus humanus corporis (human body louse), 1947 nucleotides. RefSeq lists its product as uncharacterized. Gene Ontology annotation, molecular function: protein binding. The coding region runs from base 1 to 1947 and encodes 648 amino acids. NCBI's taxonomy places the organism in Eukaryota, Metazoa, Arthropoda, Insecta, Psocodea, Pediculidae. The transcript is spliced from 2 exons. Gene Ontology annotation, biological process: regulation of DNA double-strand break processing. The record is from RefSeq and is a predicted model, not a curated record. Gene Ontology annotation, cellular component: nucleus; site of double-strand break.
AUGAAUCAAAAUAAGCAAAAAAUCGUUUUUGGUAAAAUUUCAACGAAAUCGAUAAAUGCUAAAAAAAUUGACGAGGAAAAUGGCGUUGAAAUCACAUCGGGAUUUGGUACAUUCGGUGAUAACAAAUCAAAAAUCGACGAUAAUGUCGAUGAAGUUAACGAACAAAUCAACAAGGUUAUGGGAUUUACCGAUUUCGGACAAAAAAAAGCUAAAAAAUUUGAUGUUCAAGAAAUGCUUAAAUUGGCUUUAGAUAAUAAAGAUAAUAUAAUACCUCCCAAACCUGAAAAUCAAGAGGAAGAGUCUGAUGAUGAUGAUGAUGAAGGUGAAAUAGGUCCUAGUAUACCUGAAGAAUAUUUGAAACAAAAUUCAGAUUCAGUCACUGACAAUGUCAAAAAAAAAUUAGACUCAAACAAUGCCGACAGCGAGGAAAAAAAUGAGAGUGAUUCAGAUUCUGAAGAUGAAUCCGAAAUAUCUCUUAAGAAAAAAAUCCCAGCAAGCCAUGAGACUAUUAUGGAACAUGGAAAUAAAGCUGUUGUUGCAUUGGCUGCAGAACCAUCCGGUUCUAGGCUUGUGUCUGGAUCGGUUGAUUACCAAGUAUGUUUUUGGGAUUUUGCCGGAAUGGACUCAUCCAUGAGAAGUUUUCGAUCGUUGACACCUUGUGAAAAUCAUCCGAUCAAAGCCAUUAAAUAUUCAUGUACUGGAGAAAUGAUAUUGGUUGUGUCUGGUAUGUCACAGGCCAAAGUUCUCGACAGGGAUGGUUUUGAGGUAGCUGAAUGUGUCAAAGGUGAUCAAUAUUUAAGCGAUAUGGCUCGAACAAAGGGACAUGUUGCUCCAUUGACUUGUGGAUCUUGGCACCCUAAAACUAAGGGUGAAUUUUUAACAUCAGCAGAAGAUGGCACAUGCAGGUUGUGGGAUGUAAAAAAACCCACACAGCAUCUCAGUUUAAUGAAAGUAAAAGCUGCAAAUGGUCUCAAAGCAAUUCCGACUUCUUGCUGUUACAGUCAAGAUGGUAAUUUUAUCGCCUGCGGUUGCGCUGAUGGUUCCAUACAAAUGUGGGACCAUAGAAAACUCUUUGUCAAUACCUCGCAUUUAUUGAGAAAUGCUCAUCAAUCUGGAAAUGCUAUUUCUUGCAUCAAUUUUUCAUAUUCUGGCAAUUUAAUUUCCACUAGAUCUAAUGACGAAACAUUAAAACUGUGGGAUUUCAGAUCGUUUAAGAAACCGUUGAGAGAAGUUUCCAACUUGUACUCUAGAUACGAUAGCACCAAUUGUGUUUUCAGCCCAGACGACUCGUUAGUAUUAACUGGAGAAUCUGUUAGAAAAAAUUGUUCCGUUGGUAAAUUACAUUUUUUCGAAACGAAUACAUUUGAUAAAGUGAUUGAAAUAGAUGUUGCCAAUUCUCACGUUGUAAAUACUCUAUGGCAUCCAAAACUCAAUCAAAUAUUUGUCGGGUGCGGUAACGGUACGAUUAAAGUGUAUUUCAGCAACGAUAAAAGUGUCAGGGGUGCCAAAUUGUGCGCAUUUAAAACGAAAAGAAAAGUUAAACAAAUCGAAGUUGUACCCACUCAGCAAAUUAUUUCCCCACACGUUUUACCAUUGUACAGAACGGAAAAGCAUAGGACGACGAAGAAAAAAUUAGAAAAAGACAGAUUGGAUCCCGUCAAAUCGAGACGACCCGAUUUACCCAUUUCUCAAGGUUCUGGAGGUCGAGUGGCAUCUUCGGGCGGCACGCUGAGCUCGUACGUCAUAAGAAACUUGGGUUUGAGUAAAAGAAUCAACGACGAACAAGAUCCUCGUGAAGCCAUAUUGAAAUACGCCAAGGAGGCCGCGGAAAAUCCGUAUUGGGUCACGCCUGCAUACAAACACACUCAACCGAAAACAAUUUUCCAAGAAAAAAUCGGAAAUGAAACCGACGACGGCGGUCCCCCUACGAAACAAAUGAAACUGUAA